This is a messenger RNA of Xylona heveae TC161, 1204 nucleotides long. RefSeq lists its product as hypothetical. The record is from RefSeq and is a predicted model, not a curated record. Gene Ontology annotation, cellular component: nucleus. Lineage: Eukaryota; Fungi; Ascomycota; Xylonomycetes; Xylonales; Xylonaceae. The transcript has 3 exons. Bases 58 to 954 code for a protein of 298 amino acids. Gene Ontology annotation, biological process: regulation of transcription by RNA polymerase II. Gene Ontology annotation, molecular function: cyclin-dependent protein serine/threonine kinase regulator activity.
CUUGGCGAUUUAAUAAACAAAGCUUCAACAACCGCUCUUGCGGCGAUAGUGGAUACAAUGACAGGGUAUUCACCUCCUUCAAAUCUAUCGAAUCCGCUUGCGACCAUUGAGCAACUGUCUACGUCAACCUCGCAGCUCGAUGGAAUACCCGCAGACCUGGAAUUAUCCGUUCGAUUUGUCGGCGCACGCUUAACACAAGCAGCGGGCAUCCUGUUACGGCUCCCCCAGGACACUGUCGCUCAAGCAAUUGUGAUUUUCUACAGGUUCUGGAUCGGCGCUGGUGGUGGCAGCUUAAAAGAUCAUGAUGCCAAGGAUGUAUCCGCAGCUGCUCUUUACAUGAUGGCAAAGCUCUCGCCCUACCCGCAAACACCCCGCAACGUCCUGAACGUGUAUUCAUACCUCCUGUCUGAUUCCUCGAAUCUUCUGAGCCCGGCGGACUCAAAAACUCGAGAUCCAGAAGCAUACUACCUUUCCGAAGGAACGUACUACUCGCAAAGGACGCAAUUAUUUCAGACUGAGCGAAAGUUGGCCUUUGCAAUGGGUUUGCAAACCCAUGUGGCGCUUCCUUAUACAAUAGCAAUCAACUACCUUCAGGCGCUGGAUACCUUCGGCCAGCCUAAAAGCAAUGCGCUUGCACAAAGAACGUUCGCGCAUCUGAACACCGCGCUACUAAGCCCCCAAAUGCUUUACCUUACGCAUCAGCCACCCGCCCUAGCCACCGCUGCCAUCUAUCUUGCCGCUCGGGAAUUAGACAUCAAGCUGCCAGAUGAUAACUGGUGGGAGGCAUUUGAUACGGAUAGAGAAGAGCUUGGGUUUCUAGUGGUUGGAAUGCGCAGCGUUGAGGGUUUCGCGGUCAGCGAGAAAGAGAAAUGGGGAAGAAGGUCCGUUCCGCUGACGGUCGAGGCGAUCGAUGCUGAAUUAGAAGCGCGGAGAAUGUUGGAAAAUGGAGAAUAAACGAAGAAGAGCAUAUUUUCUUUCUCUCUCCGGGCCGCGAGGGCGUUGGCGCACAAUACUUAGGUUUCAACGCAUGCGGAGAAUGGGCGUUCAGGAGUCUAGGGACAAGAGAAUCUUUACGAUUACACGUUCGAAUUAUUAGGAAUAUUUUGGUGGAGCAAUUUCACAUAGGUCAAAACAACUAGACCUUUUAUUUUUCUGUCCUUGUACUUAUUUUGUUUCACGAAGAAAAAGAAGAUCAAGCCCACAU